Cygnus olor (mute swan) is the source of this 1988-nucleotide messenger RNA. It is a transcript of the gene RNF7, whose product is annotated as ring finger protein 7. The coding region runs from base 73 to 417 and encodes 114 amino acids. Gene Ontology annotation, biological process: ubiquitin-dependent protein catabolic process; protein ubiquitination. Gene Ontology annotation, cellular component: nucleus; Cul5-RING ubiquitin ligase complex. Gene Ontology annotation, molecular function: ubiquitin protein ligase activity; cullin family protein binding; zinc ion binding. The record is from RefSeq and is a predicted model, not a curated record. The transcript is spliced from 3 exons. Lineage: Eukaryota; Metazoa; Chordata; Aves; Anseriformes; Anatidae.
CGGGGCCGGCAGGUGGCGCCGCAGCCCCGCUCUGCCGCUCGACCGGCGCCGUCGCGUCCCCGCCCCUCCGCCAUGGCCGACGUGGAGGACGGGGACGAGCCGGGCGCCCCCCUCUCGCACCCGGGCUCCUCAGGCUCCAAGGCGGGCGGACCCGACAAGAUGUUCUCGCUGAAGAAGUGGAACGCCGUGGCCAUGUGGAGCUGGGACGUGGAGUGCGACACCUGCGCCAUUUGCCGGGUGCAGGUCAUGGAUGCCUGUCUUAGAUGUCAAGCUGAAAACAAACAAGAAGAUUGUGUUGUGGUUUGGGGAGAAUGCAAUCAUUCCUUCCACAAUUGCUGCAUGUCCUUGUGGGUGAAACAGAAUAAUCGCUGCCCCCUCUGCCAGCAGGACUGGGUAGUCCAGAGAAUAGGCAAAUAAAAACACUGGAAGUUUUUUUCUGUUGAACUUACUGAAGUAGUGUAUGUCUUAUGCCAUAUACUCAUACAGAAGAGUGGAACCUGUCAAUUAUGGCAUGAUUUAUUUAGUUUGUCUGGUACAAGGAACAGUGUGUUUUUGUUGUGUGCUCUUUGCUGUGCUGGGAGGCAGUGGUCAGUCUUAUUGCAGGUAUUUCCACAACUGAAGAAGGAAAGGCAGUACAUUAAUAAAUGUGUCUGUUAUGAUUUGAAUGUUAACUGUAUCGGAUCAUUGAAAUGUGGUGGUGCAGAUUAUGCCUCAAAUACAGUUUGUUCAAUGUCUCUGUGUAGAACAACAACUUAAUUUGAAAAGGAGACUUCGCUUGUAAGUCUGAUACGCUGUGUAGUUUGCUGUCUGAUAAAGAAGUUAUUUACUUUACAGAUACAUUGUUUUCUAAAUAGUACUGUAUACAGAAACGGUCAGUUGACUUUUUAGGAAGUAUUUUGUUGUUUAAUCUAAAAUGAAUACUGUGUGAAGCACACUAUACUAAACAUUUCUCACUAAGGUUUUCUUUAUGGCUUAAGAAAAUGUUGUUGCAUCUCUUAAGUCUGUUGUAUAAUCUGCACAUGCUUUCUGCAACCAUAGUAUUAAAAAUUUAACCACGUUAAUAUUUUUAAUUUAUAUUUCUGUUAAAGAUCAUGGACACGUGUAUUUUAAUCUAGAGGCUUUCGGUACAAAAACACAUACUUGAAAUCAGCUAACUAGUCGUGUAAACAAUUUCACUGGUUAGCUGUCUAGUAUAGAAUGCAAAAGAAACCGAUCAUUUAAAUGUCCCAAGGCAGGCACUAAUUAAAUCUAGGGAAAAUAUUUACUUGUGGUUUCUUCAAAAUUCAUUUAUAGAAAUUUCUUUAUGAUAGUUUUGUUGGAUAAAAUGUUUUGGGAAGUAGGAGAAAGCAUUGUUUCAUUUUUGUGGAAGUCCUCAGUAUAUCAUCUUCUUUAUAUGAUCAGUCCAGUAAUUUUUCUUGCACAUACUUGUUUGCCUCUGACUUGGUUUGUCUUUAUCCUAAAUAUCUGAAUAGUUACUAUUAAUCUGAACAUAUGGUUCUUUUUAUAUAUAAUAUAUGUAAUAAGUUGGGUUACUGUUUUAAGUCUGUAACAAGUUCAGACUUAAUAAAGUGGCUAAUAAACCUGGAUGGAACUGAAGCAAUAUUAUAUGCAAAUCAUUGUUUACUUCAAAAUGAUUGACUUAAACAUUUAAGAUUAAUAAGUUUCUCAGCAGAUGCAUUUCUAUUUAGUUCUGUUUAUUUUAAGUAUAUUUAAAGAGGUUUAUCUUCGUUGUAUAAAGUAGUUCUAAUGGCAGCGUUUGAUUUUUGUCAUCAAGCCUACAUGCAGAGUUUAUUGUGGUUGUGUUUAGUACUUGUAAUCUUCUUUUUAAAACGUUUUGAAUGUUUUAAAUACAGCUUUUGUCUCGUUACAUGCUGAGAUCACAGAAGCCCUCUGUGUCACUGUUGAAAUGUAUCACGCUGGUUGUUACUAUCCAAGACGAUGUCUGUCUUAAAAUUUAAAUAACAGUAGUAAUGAAGUGCCUAUUGCAA